CAGUGAUGGCCUUCAACAAGCUGAUCUGUGUGGCGGCUCUGCUGACGCUGCUGAUCAACGAGUGUGACUCACAGCUCUCCGUUUGUGGUCAACCUUCACCUUCACUCAACACCAGGAUUGUUGGAGGAGAGGUAGCUCCUGCAGGCAGCUGGCCCUGGCAGGCCAGUCUGCAAACCUCCAGCCACUUCUGUGGAGGAUCUCUGAUCAACAACCAGUGGGUGCUGACUGCAGCUCACUGUGUUGUAUGGCUUAAUGGUGUGACAGUGACGGUGUAUCUGGGUCGUCAGAGUCAGGAGGGAUCCAACCCAAACGAAGUCUCUCGGACGGCAGCACAGAUAAUUUAUCACCCUAACUAUGAUUCUGUAACUUCCAACAAUGACAUUGCUCUCCUGAAGCUCUCUCUACCAGUCACCUUCACCAGUUAUAUAUCACCAGUCUGCCUGGCCGCCUCAGGCAGCAUCUUCUCCAGCGGGGUUAACUCCUGGAUCACUGGCUGGGGAAACAUUGGGAGUGGAGUCUCUCUUCCGUCUCCUCAAAACCUGAUGGAGGUGGAGGUGCCAGUUGUGGGGAAUUCGCAGUGCAAGUCUAGCUAUGGGGACAGCGCCAUUACUGACAACAUGAUAUGUGCCGGGUUGCUAGCGGGAGGGAAGGACUCCUGUCAGGGGGAUUCAGGAGGUCCGAUGGUGAGCAAGCAGGGGAACCGCUGGAUUCAAUCAGGAGUUGUAAGUUUUGGAGAAGGAUGUGCUAAGCCAAAUUUCCCAGGAGUCUACACCAGAGUAUCCCAGUAUGAGAGCUGGAUCAACAGCAUUAUCAACACCAACCAGCCGGGCUUCAUCAUCUUCACGUCCAGCAACUUAAACGUUUCCAGUACAACCUCGAACCCUACAACGCAUCCACCAACCACAACGACAACUCUGACAACUCCCACCUUCACCGCAUUAAUAAACAUAUCUGAAGUUUGUGGUCAACCUUCACUCAACACCAGGAUUGUUGGAGGAGAGGCAGCUCCUGCAGGCAGCUGGCCCUGGCAGGUCAGUCUGCACCUGUUCAGCCACUUCUGUGGAGGAUCUCUGGUCAACGACCAGUGGGUGCUGACUGCAGCUCACUGUGUUGAAGGGCUUGCUGGGAUCCAAUCUGAUGUGACGGUAUAUCUGGGCCGUCAGAGUCAGGAGGGAUCCAACCCAAACGAAGUUGUUCGGAAAGUAGUACAGAUCACUUCUCACCCUAACUACAGUUUUCCCAACAAUGACAUUGCCCUGCUGAAGAUGUCUGAGCCAGUGAAUUUCACCAGUUACAUCUCCCCGGUCUGCCUGGCGGCCUCAAGCAGCUCCUUCUACAGCGGGGAUCCAUCCUGGGUUACUGGCUGGGGCAACAUCGGAUUUUAUGAUUCACUUCCUUCACCAGGAAACCUUUUGGAAGUUGAGGCAGAUAUUGUGGGAAAUGGCCAAUGCAGUUGUGAUUACAGUGAAUUAGGUGACCUGAUUAAUGACAACAUGAUAUGUGCGGGGUUUCGUGAAGGAGGGAAGGGACCAUGUUUUGUAAGUCUUACCUGUUUUUAUCAGAUUCCACUUUGUGCACUGAUUUCUUCAAACAAAAUGUUUCUGGUCUUACAGGGCGAUUCUGGAGGUCCACUAGUGACCAAGCAGGGUGAUCGAUGGAUUCAGGCUGGAAUUGUGAGUUUUACUGUUGGUUGUGCCAAGCCAUAUUUCCCAGCAGUCUAUGCGAGAGUGUCCCAGUACAAUGACUGGAUCAACAGUCACAUCACCAGAAACCAGCCAGGCUUCAUUGACUUCAAAUCCAAAGGGACUGAAAGUGACCGCAAUGUUUCCUGUACACCCUCCUUCACCCAGACAACAAUAAACAUAUCUGAAGUUUGUGGUCAACCUUCACUCAACACCAGGAUUGUUGGAGGAGAGGCAGCUCCUGCAGGCAGCUGGCCCUGGCAGGUCAGUCUGCACCUGUUCAGCCACUUCUGUGGAGGAUCUCUGGUCAACGACCAGUGGGUGCUGACUGCAGCUCACUGUGUUGAAGGGCUUGCUGGGAUCCCAUCUCUUGUGACGGUAUAUCUGGGCCGUCAGAGUCAGGAGGGAUCCAACCCAAACGAAGUUGUUCGGAAAGUAGUACAGAUCACUUCUCACCCUAACUACAGUUUUCCCAACAAUGACAUUGCCCUGCUGAAGAUGUCUGAGCCAGUGAAUUUCACCAGUUACAUCUCCCCGGUCUGCCUGGCGGCCUCAAGCAGCUCCUUCUACAGCGGGGAUCCAUCCUGGGUUACUGGCUGGGGCAACAUCGGAUUUAAUGAUCCACUUCCUUCACCAGGAAACCUUUUGGAAGUUGAGGCAGAUAUUGUGGGAAAUGGCCAAUGCAGUUGUGAUUACAGUGAAUUAGGUGACCUGAUUAAUGACAACAUGAUAUGUGCGGGGUUUCGCGAAGGAGGGAAGGGACCAUGUUUUGUAAGUCUUACCUGUUUUUAUCAGAUUCCACUUUGUGCACUGAUUUCUUCAAACAAAAUGUUUCUGGUCUUACAGGGCGAUUCUGGAGGUCCACUAGUGACCAAGCAGGGUGAUCGAUGGAUUCAGGCUGGAAUUGUGAGUUUUACUGUUGAUUGUGCCAAGUCAUAUUUCCCAUCAGGCUAUGCAAGAGUGUCCCAGUAUGAGAGCUGGAUCAACAGCGUUAUCAACACGAACCAGCCAGGCUUCAUCACCUUCACAUCCAACAGGACGAACAGUGACUUAAACGUUUCCUGUACAACCUCCAACCUUACAACGCAUCCACCAACCACAACAAGUGAAGCUCAGCGUGUGGUCUGUGGACAGGCCCCACUGGCUUCUAGGAUUUCGGGUGGAGUGUCUGUGGCGUCGGCCGGUGAGUGGCCGUGGAUGGCCAGCUUACAGAAGAACGGCCAGCACGUGUGUGGAGGGACGCUGGUGUCUGAGAGAGACGUGCUGACCAACGCCAACUGCUUCUCAGGCUCCCCUAACGCCUCUGAGUGGACGGUCGUGUUGGGUCGGCUAAAUCAGAACGGUGUGAACCAGUUUGAGGUGUCGUUGGACGUGGUAAAUAUCAGCGUGAGCAACCUGACAGGAACCAACAUCGCAGUGCUGACGCUGUCGUCCCCCCCCCCCCUGAACGAAUACGUUUGGCCGAUCUGCCUGGACAACGGAAGAACAUUCCCAGAGGGAGCUGUAUGCUGGGCCGCCGGCUGGAGCUCUGGAGCAGGAGGAGCAAACGAACCUCUGCAGCAGUUCCAGACAACAGUGCUAAACUGUGGGAAUGCAUCAGCAGCAGACACCAUGUGCACAGGAGACUUUACUCUGGGACAGGGCGACUCUGGUGGUCCGCUCAUGUGUAAGCAGGACGGCUCCUGGUUCCAGGCAGUGGUGCUUUCAUUUGAGAAUACCUCCAACAGAAGGAAACGAGCCAGCAUGAAGACCUUUGAAAAGCUGAGCCAUUUUCAGUCCUUCCUGACCAAGAUACUGGGACCGCUCUUGUCUCCAGCAACUGUCGUCACCGCCGUCACCACGGUCAACGCCGUCACCGCCGUCACCACCAACAUCACAAAUGCCACAACCUCCAUCCCCACGACAACCGGUGGAGUGACAAAGCCUCACUUCUCCUCCAUCCUCUUAGGCCAUCAUCUUCUCCUCUUAGCUUUAUGCCUCCAAAUCUUCAGAUAAGCAGCAUUUACACUCUCUGAUUUACAAGAUAUGAAACAGAGAUAGCAGGUGUUUUAAUUUUAGCCCAAAAUUCUCCUUGAUAACAUUCAGCUUGUUUCUGGCUUUGGUUAUUCAAUGCAGAUCUAAAGGAUCAGAACCGUUUGGCAGCGACUUUCAAGCUGUAAACAUUUUUCUUUUCAUCCACAGAAGAAACUAAAAACAUAAAGCAAAAAUAGUUUAAAGGCUAAACCUUACAUGGUUGUAAAAUCAACCUUGAAAAAUCUAAAUAAAUGCAUCAGAUCUAUAAAUAUUAACCAACAGAAAUUUAGUCAAAAAAGCUAAGUUUAAUCUUAUCCAGUUUUCUUGAAGUGUGAUUUAUCUUUACCUGAUUACUGUUAUAGAUUGUAAAUCUGAUUGGUUCUGUUUCUUUAUUAAAACAAAUCAGUUCAUUCAUUUUCUAAUAUCAUGCUCACUGCCAUAAUGCUGAUUAAAAUAUGUUGAUUUUGAGGUUUAAUUUUAAAUAUAUCUGGAUAAAUUAUAAUUUUGCUGUCUUAAAAAAAUUGCUAAUAGCUUGCGGAUAGAAAAUCUAUGUACAAAACAAGCGUUGCUUGGUAUUCCCCACCCCCACACGGCCAUAUUGUUCUGCACUUUGCACUGUCACAUUAUCUGUACUUUGCCAUAAUUGGACCUGCUGCUACUUCUUUGGUGUGGUUGAGUGCCUUUAGUUAAUUUAGUUGUAUAUAUUGUUAUUAUUAUUA
This is a messenger RNA of Xiphophorus maculatus (southern platyfish), 4414 nucleotides long. Its product is annotated as transmembrane protease serine 9-like. The transcript has 16 exons. Gene Ontology annotation, biological process: proteolysis. The record is from RefSeq and is a predicted model, not a curated record. NCBI's taxonomy places the organism in Eukaryota, Metazoa, Chordata, Actinopteri, Cyprinodontiformes, Poeciliidae. The coding region runs from base 6 to 3677 and encodes 1223 amino acids. Gene Ontology annotation, molecular function: serine-type endopeptidase activity.